Cotesia glomerata is the source of this 3312-nucleotide messenger RNA. RefSeq names its product hemicentin-1-like. Gene Ontology annotation, cellular component: cell-cell junction. Gene Ontology annotation, biological process: cell-cell adhesion. The coding region runs from base 1011 to 3134 and encodes 707 amino acids. The record is from RefSeq and is a predicted model, not a curated record. Gene Ontology annotation, molecular function: cell adhesion molecule binding. The transcript is spliced from 6 exons. Lineage: Eukaryota; Metazoa; Arthropoda; Insecta; Hymenoptera; Braconidae.
AAAUAAAAUAAAACAAUUGCAAUAUGAAUCCAAAUAAAUCGAAUGAUAAAAAAUGUACGUAAUGAUAAUGAUAUAGCUCUCAUGGUUAUUAGAGUAUGAGAGUAAUGUAGGCAGAACAAUGAAGAAAAUUUAAGCUGAAGGAAAAAUAAUAUCUAUAUGUAUAUUGUAAAUUGUAUCUACAUACUUUGAAAUAUAGAUACAGAUAUAUAACAAAUGUAUGAUGAUUUUUCAUUGUUGGACAUGGCCUAAUGCAAUGUAAUGCAAUGAAUUGCAAGGCGUGGUUCAACACGUUCACACGUGUAUACACCCAACUAGCCAUACAGCGAAAUAUAAUACACUGAUGAAUAAAUAUAUGAAGAUGUAUUAAAUAUGGUGCAUGGUAUAUUGACUUGCUAUGAUGACUUUUUAGAGUUGUAUUACAUAUAUUUGUAUAUACAUAUGCGUAUACAAUAAUGAUAACAGCCUAGACGUGUUCGAAAAAUAAGGACAGAAGCAUAUAGAGGAGACAGGGUUGGAUACGCACGCAUGGCUUCGCACACACCGUUUGGGGCUCUGUGUCUUCCGCUUACACCAGGACUCACCAGUCUGUUGUUGUUGUCAAAGAGCUUAGGUUACUUUUUUUAUUAAUCCGUUAGUAUGAGUUUUAAGUAAAUACUUGUUCUUUAUUUACUAAUUAAACUCAUCUUAAGUUUUCUUCUCAGUAGACGAGAAAAAAGUUCAAAUUUACCGCUUUAUUUUAAAUCCGCGAUGCGUCGAACUGAGGUGACUUGAAAAUAUUUAUUUUAAUAAUAAAAUACUAAAAAUGGACUUUACUUUGUUUUUCAAAUAUCAAGUUUAAUUGUUUAUUUAUUAUGAUUAAUGAAUAAUGAAAAUUAGUUACAUAUUGUUAAUUUAUUUUAAAUUAUUAUUAAAUAUCGUUAUCAUUUUUCAUAGUUAGAAAGUGUGUAAUUGAAUUGUAUAAACCUGUUGUGAAGAUUUAUAUUAAUAAAUUUAUUUUAAAUAAAAUAAUAAUGAUGGUGAAGAUAAGAGCGAUAGUUAUCGCGUGUUUUAUGUCAGGGGUGGUUUUUGUGGGUGUAAAUAGUGAGCAGAGAUUUAUCGAGACUCCGCCGAGUUAUCAAGAGGUUUCAAGCGGUGAAGAUGUCAAGCUGAUUUGCAAAGUCCAGGAUAAAAAGGGCCAGUGUAUUUGGCAGAAAGAUCGCAAACCGGUUGGCAUGCACCCUGAUAAAUACGAAUGGGCUAACAGACGAGGUGGUGGCGGUGGUGGGGAUGCUGAUUGCACUCUUCUUAUCAGACGUGCAUCUCUCGAUUUUGAUGACGGAUUAUGGGAAUGCCAGGUGACACCUGGGGAUUUUACUCGGCAGGAUGCAUUAACGUCUUUGGCCUCACGGCUUCUUGUUAGGGUUAAACCAAGAAAGCCGAGCUUAGAAUACGGUGGUACGAUCAUGACUGGAGCGCUUACAUUGAGAGAAGGCCAGGAGGUCACUAUUUCCUGUGUAUCUCGUUAUGGCAAUCCACCAGCACUUAUUAAAUGGUUUAUCGGCGGAGAUGAGGUAGAACCUCUAAGGGAGCAAACCAACGCCACGGAAGUCGACAGUCCUAAAACUUGGGCUGCACAUAGUUUGCUGAGGAUCAAAGGAGCUAGGGAGAAUCAUGGUCUACCUAUCAGGUGUCUCAGCUUACACUCGUCCAGUCCGUUACCUGCUAUUGCUGAGAGUCGACUUGAUAUUCAUUAUUCACCAGAAGUACAUACCGAAACUAGCCCACGUUUAUUGACAUCAGCAUUAGAAGACUCAGCAAGUUUUAUGAGCAUAAAAUGCAUAGCUGACGCAAAUCCACCAGCAGCAAUUCGAUGGUACAAAGAUUCAGUGCCGCUAACACGCAGUAAUUCUAUUGACUCAUUUGGCCAAAAUUCAACCCACCGUAACGGUACAAUGAGCGGUUCUGAAAUACGUUUUGAACCUGUAAAACAAACAGACGCUGGACUUUAUACAUGCAAGGGAAUAAAUGUCAUUGGUGAAAGCUCACCAGCUAAUUAUCGACUAGACAUUCAAUACGGCCCGCGAAUGAGAAUAAAUGACCGAAUGAACAACACCAGCGGAGAAGUAGAAGUAACCGCAUUGUUAGCUUCCACUGUUGAUCCAUUUGAAUGCGACGAUUUUGAUGCUAAUCCACCGGCACGAUAUCGGUGGGUGCAUUUGAGAGGUGGUGUUCCGCAAACCAUCGAUAAUUCUGUACACGGAGAAACAGGUUCGCGGAGACUCAGUUUGAAAAACGUCAUCUGGAGCAACGAAGGAGAAUAUCGAUGCGUUGCUUUCAACAUCAUAAAUGGUGUUCGCAGAGAAAUGUCCAGUGACACACGAUUCAUUUUACAUGUAUCAGGACCACCGGAAAUUCAAACGCGUCGUUAUAAUCAUAACAAUGAUGAUGACAAUGAUCGUCUUAGUGAUAACAUGAAUAUGGAUGAAUCAAUCGCCUGGGUUGGUGACUCGUUUCAUAUUUUGAAAUCAAGGUUUUGCUCGAGACCACCACCGAGAUUGAUUGCUUGGCAAUGGGGCAGUUCACACAUACGAUCAGGAGAAAGCAUUGAACCAAAAUAUGAAGCAUUGCCACUAGAACCAAUAAAAGAAAGUAACGAAACAACAAACUGUUACUACGCAAAGUUAGAAAUACGUGAUUUACAAAAAGAAGAUUCUCGUGUUUACAACCUACUGAUUGAAAGCGAAAAAGGACGCGAUACGACAAGUUUGAGGCUUAUAGUCCGAGAUCCAAUGGAAAUUAAAAUAAUAGCCAUCGCUGGUGGUAUUGGGUUACUAUUAUUGUUUGUAAUAAUCGGAUUAGUAUUUUACGCGAUAUUGAAAGCAAGACACCGAAAAUAUCAGAAAAAGCGCGCGGAAGAAGAAGAUGAAAACAGCAUUGCUGCGGAUGCAUUUUAUACCACAACACCCUCGAUAAAUAGGCAGAAAACUACGGCCUCACCGGCUAGUAAAGUUUAUGUAAGGAAAAGCCCUUCCGAAGGCGGACUUGCUGUUAUGUAUGAUUAUAAUCAGAUUGUUAAACAUUCGAGGACGCUCAGUCCUGAAGCAUUGAAAAUAAGAAGAGCUGCCGCUGUUCUUCAGCCACCUACUAUUGUUUAAUUAGUAAAAUAAUUAUUAGAUAUUAAUUAUUAAUAGAGUAAUUUUAUAUAUUUACAUUUCAUAUUCAUCGAAGAAUUAUUUAUUGUUCCGCAUCAGUUGUUGUAUUUAUAGAAUAUGUUAUAAAUUGUAAUCGCUCUUUAUUGUAAUAUUAAUUCUAUUAUCGUGUGAAAUGUUAACA